AUGACCUCUUCGGCGUCAGGCUCCAGUAAGUGCCACCUCGUGCGUCGUCCCGGCUUUGACGGCUACGGCUUCGGCGUACUGGUUGACGAGAAGGACAAGCUGGCCACCGUGACCUACGUGGAAAAGGGAGGACCAGCCGAGGCCGGAGGUCUUCGAGCAGAGGAGUGCAUCGUUCUGGUGAACGGAGUGAACGUUAUCGGCGUCAGCCAGCGGGACGUCGUGGAACGCAUCAAGUCUUCCGCUGACGAGGUGAACCUUCUGGUGACGAACAAGGAAGCCGUGGCCUGGUUCAAGGAGCGUGGAAUAGCCUUUAGCAGCAACAUGCCGAACGUCAUCCGACCGAGCAGCUGCACAGCGACCCCGCGAAAGGCCAAGGACAAGGGACAAAAGGCCCUCGCCAAAGGCCCCCCAGCCGAGCCCUUGGCGCAGCGCCGGCCGUCGAUGACGCUCUCCAUGACUGGGAGCCAGAUCAUGAACAUCGAGGAGCAAUCGAGUAGCGACAUCGACCCCGGAUUAUUGGUCACGCGCGGCAAAGGGGCGAAAGCCGCCAAGCGGACCAAACCACCGGCCAAAAAUGUCAAGCCAUUGGCUGCCCUGGGCCCAACGGCCACCAUCUCCAAACACGAGCAGGACCUCCGUCGGAGACACGAGCAGGCUCGCACGACCACCGACAAGACCGAACAAGAUGGCAACAGCGUACCGGGUCCGAGCAGCGGGAGGGGCGCAAGUGUUCAGUGGACGGAGACCACCCGCACCAAGCCGUCCACACCCAAGGGCCGCGGUGGCAAUACCAGCGGCAGGAGUCAGGUGCGUUGGCUUCCGGUCCGGUCUCCCGACGCCACGAGUUCGCCUCCCUACACUUAUUCGUCGCAAGGGAACGACUACGAGGCCUACCUGGAGGGGUAUAUGACAGACCCGGAGGACUGCUCUGGCUGGCCCGAAGACGUGUACUCCUGGAACGCCCCGAUCCCUUUCGCAACCUCGUACGGGGCACCCCUGGCCUUUCCGUAUCAGUACGAUGCCUUGCCGUUUGACCCUUACAACACAUAUAUGCCGUACAACCCGCAGGGACUCUACUGGUCGCAGCAGGUGCCCUACCAAGGGGCCCAUGCACCGGCCGUGUGGGGGCCGUCCUACGGGUACACCAGCACGUACGCACCGGGAUACUCAGACUUUUUCGCGCUUUACCCGGGUUACGCCAGCUACGAGCCACUGCAUCAGGCGAGCGCGUCGCCAGAACGGCGUGAAACCCGGGCGGCAAUUCGGCCAGCGCAAGAAAGGCCUGGCUCCUCGGCGCCUGCGCCCUCGUUACAAGCAUCGAGAGCAAAGUCAACCACGCGAAGCUCUGCUGGGACUUCGUCGAAGAUCAAAAGCAAGUCGAACGAGGCCCAAAGCUCGACGCCAGGUGGCAAACGCGGCGAGAAACAAGCCGUCAAGAAAACAUCCAGCCAGAUCUAACACUUACUCGCACGUCCUUAUGUAACCAACCUCAUACUUGCUACUUCAAGGAACAAGUAGGAUAUCAUAUGUAUUUAAUUUGGACAAAGCGCGAUAUCCCACCGCUUUUUGCCCAUGUGAGUGCCAUACAUAACGCGAUUCACCGCUAAGGCGUGGUUUCACAUAACCUACUCUGCGCCGUGCUUGAAUUGGCGUGCGCCAAAUCGCACAGUGACGGCUAGCCACCAUAACCCAUGUGAAACGCAUGGACCCAUACAAAAAUAGGCACUCGAAUGGCAUGCUGCCUCGUAUAGCACUUUUCUGUCGCGUGAAUUCAUCGCUGUCAAUGCCUCCUGCAACAACGCCAUAUUGUCACUGUGUUCUAAGCUUUUUUUUUUCGUUGGCAAUGAAUCUAUUAAGCAGAUUAUGUCGAUAAGGCGUCCUCUUUGUCACCAUGACAACUGCUAGCGCAAUAUUUAUUUGGCGACGGUGCAUGGUCACCUGACCUCACCACCACUGACGAUUUUCCAUAUGUGGAGGGACCUGUGAGCCCUUACGCCUUGAGUGUAUGCUCUGUACAAGACGCACUACAGUAACCUUGAAUGAACGUAGCGGUAGUUAUAAACUCACAAAUAUCUGUUUUAGGUCCUGUUUUCUGCGUGUUCGAUGCUUGCGGUCUGCUCACUGCCGUCAUCGCCAGACGUGCUGGUUUCAUCGGCAUUUUUCGUUGUUUUCUUUGACAUUCUGAUGAAACGUUAAUAGAAAGUUUCUCCGUUCUGGUGCUAUAUGUUCAAGAUAGGCGACACUGUACUCAGAGGAAUAAAUAGGUGCAUAUUAAUCGUGAAAUAAUUCUCCGAGGGUCGUUUACGAUGUUAGGGAGUACACACGUGGAUCAUGAAACAAGGGUGGGGUCCAUUCGUGCCCAAUGGACGGAAUGAGAGAGACGUCAAAGAGUAUAUGCCAGGGAGCGUUGCAGUAUAACAAAGAAACGCGACACAGCGCCACCACCAUUCAGCGUAUCUAAACCUUCGGAGGCCACAGUGGCUGAGACUGCGUGCAUCUAAAGGAGUGUUUUCGAUCGAUAA
Messenger RNA from Dermacentor andersoni, 2522 nucleotides. The record is from RefSeq and is a predicted model, not a curated record. Lineage: Eukaryota; Metazoa; Arthropoda; Arachnida; Ixodida; Ixodidae.